AUGUUUACAUGUCGAGCUUGUACGAGGAGGUGUCUCCAGGCACUCAUUGGAGACUCAGCUAUUCAUACUACGCAUUCACAACUCAUAAUCCCGCAAAGACAACUGUAUAGAUCAUUUGCAUCAAAUGCGACGGAUUCUGAUAGUUAUACCUACCGACCUGUCUCCCAAGAUGAAGAGUCCUCCGAGGAAACGAGGAGUAGAACCGCCAAAAGACAGGAGUGGCUAGAUUCGAGGGGACAGAGGCCUGUGGACAAAAAGCCAGCUCCAGUCGAUCCGAGAAUUGACGAUAAGUUUAUUUGGAAGCUCAAACAACUACAAGAUCCCUUGCAGCUCGCCAACUAUGUACGGAAACUUCUUUCGGAGGAUGAUUUCGAGAAGGCAUUACUUUAUGUGCGUUCCGCAAGUAAAAAUGUUGAAUGCGUCGUUAGUUGGAAUCAUUUGAUUGAGUGGCAGCUCAGUAAAGGUCAAUUGAAUCCCGCAUUCAAAACAUUCAAUGAGAUGAAAAAACGAGCACAGUUUCCAGACGCGCAAACCUAUACAAUCAUAUUCAAAGGCUGCAGUGAAAGUCCGUAUACCAAACAAGCUUUCGAGAAAGGAUUAGCAUUAUACACUUCGAUGCUCUCUGCUAAUUCUCGGCUCAAACCCAAUACUAUUCAUAUGAAUGCGGUACUUCGGCUUUGCUCAAGAGCGAGCGAGGAAGAAGCCCUAUUAGGAAUCGCUGCGCAAAUGCCUGCCGAGGGCUUCGGCGCACCCGAUAAUCUCACCUUCACAACUAUAUUAAAUGCAUUUCGCUUGAAAGUUCUUGGUCAACGGGACAUGCCUGAAAAGGAGGCAUUAAAAUUGAAACGGAAAACGAUUGAUAGUGCGCAUCGAAUGUGGGGAGAUAUUUACACACGUUGGCGCAAAGGUGAUAUAUUGGUCGAUGAAGAGCUUGUUUGUGCCAUGGGCCGAACGUUAUUAAUUGGUUCGGAAGAAGACCUUGAUGAUAUUUUAUCCCUUGUUGAGCAAACUAUGAAUGUCCGACGUCAAAUGCCUCGGCGAGGUACUAAGUCACGACAGAAGAUUGAACCAUCCCUUCAAGGGCAGUCUAGACCUGAUAAUGAGAAGGGGUUGACUAAAACACAAGAUGGCCAUAAUAGCAGCCCGAAAGACCUUGAUAUAUUUUCGAGCUCUGGAACUGCAGUGGCUUUAUUGCCUAGAUCGCAUGUUUAUGCUACGCCUGGGCCAAACACAUUAUCUAUGAUACUCAAGGCAUUAUUGACUCUAGCUAAGAAGGAAACUGCAACAAAAUACUGGCAAAUUUUCACAAAAGAGCUGGGGGUUGUGCCUGAUCAAGAUAACUACCAUAGAUAUCUAAGAAUUCUUCGACUCUUCCGAUCGAGUCGCGAGGCCUUGGAACUUUUAUUGGAAAUGCCCAAAGAAUUCUUGAAACCCGAAAAUUUCCGCCUCGCCAUGAGCGCCUGCCAGCGCGAUAAAAACAACCCCAACGUCUUUGCCACGGCCGGCAAAAUCCUCGACAUCAUGCAAAUGAAUCUGGAAGUCCCCGACAUCAAAACCUUGGUCACCUACAUGGACCUCUCCAUUUCCUCUUCUCUCAUCCGAAAAGCAUCCGGCAACAGACCCACCAAAUACGAACAAGGCAAACAAAUCACCCGCGCUCUCGAACGCGUAGGUCCAUCCUACCUCAACAUCCGUGCCCUCGCCAUGUAUGGCAAUCCCGUCGCCACCGACUACGAUCGCUUUCGCGACGCCGACUUUAAAAACGAAGUCAUCUUCCUCAUACGCCGCAUAAUAGGCGCUUACGAUAUCCUCAUGGACAAGAGUCUCGUGCCCCGCGACGCGUACGGAGAAAUAAUCAGUCGCCGCAAUAAACUCGUAGCCUACGAAGCCCGCGUCAAACCACCCCCCGACGGAUCCAAAAAAUACUCCAAAGCCUUCCGAUACAAACUGGAACCCGAGGAAGAAGAACAGGAAGAAGAAAACCACAAACCUAUCGAUCGUCGCACCGACGAAUUCUCCAAGUUGCAAUUCAAAAAGGCCAUUGCAAGGGGCUUGGCUCCAUUCGCUGCUACCCAGGGCUAUGUAGGUCGUGUUCAGCCUUUUGCAAAUAGGAAGUCGAACGUUGGCGCUCCUGCAUCGUUUGCGAACAGAAAGCCAAAGGUGGAGACAUCUGCGAGUUUUUGA
Molecule: messenger RNA, 2184 nt
Organism: Sclerotinia sclerotiorum 1980 UF-70
Lineage: Eukaryota; Fungi; Ascomycota; Leotiomycetes; Helotiales; Sclerotiniaceae
Exons: 2
Coding region: 1-2184 (727 amino acids)
Molecular function (GO): protein binding
Source: RefSeq, a predicted model, not a curated record